Molecule: messenger RNA, 760 nt
Organism: Belonocnema kinseyi
Lineage: Eukaryota; Metazoa; Arthropoda; Insecta; Hymenoptera; Cynipidae
Gene: RpL13A
Product: 60S ribosomal protein L13a
Exons: 6
Coding region: 107-721 (204 amino acids)
Biological process (GO): translation; negative regulation of translation
Cellular component (GO): ribosome; cytosolic large ribosomal subunit
Molecular function (GO): structural constituent of ribosome; mRNA binding
Source: RefSeq, a predicted model, not a curated record
UUCCUAUUUCAAACAACGCGGCGAAGUUGUGGUUGGCUACACUGCAGUAGCUCGCCGCUCCUUUCCGGCGACACUAUCCUAAUGGACUCUUUUCCGGUCGGGCAAAAUGACGGGCUUCAGUGAAAAGCCAAUUCUUAUAGAUGGCCGUGGCCAUCUCCUUGGCAGGCUGGCAGCCAUCAUCGCCAAAAAAACUCUUGAAGGCAACAAAAUUAUUGUUGUCCGUAGUGAACAGUUAAACAUUUCUGGAAACUUCUUCAGAAAUAAGCUGAAGUUUAUGUCUUUCCUCCGUAAAAGAUGUAACGUCAAUCCUGCUCGUGGACCAUUCCACUUCCGUGCCCCUAGCAAAAUUCUAUGGAAAACAGUCCGUGGAAUGAUCCCUCACAAAACGCAACGAGGAAAGGAUGCUUUGAGGAGACUAAAGGUCUACGAAGGUUGUCCACCGCCCUAUGACCGUAGGAAACGUCUGGUUGUCCCUGGUGCAAUGCGAGUCAUGUGCCUGAAACCUGGAAGGAAGUACUGCCACGUUGGAAGGCUAUCCCACGAAGUCGGAUGGAAAUACAAGGCAGUUGUGCGUACUCUGGAGAACAAGAGGCGUGUCAAGUCUAUCCUCGAAGUCAAAAAGAGAGACAAACUCAAGAAACUUACGAAGGAAGCUGGAGAGAAAAUCGCACCACAGGCUGCACGUUACACUAAGAUUAUCAACGAGUUUGGAUAUAAUUAAAACGUUUAUUACGAGGAUAAUAAAGCCUUUUAAACAACA